Suillus discolor is the source of this 177-nucleotide messenger RNA. RefSeq lists its product as uncharacterized. NCBI's taxonomy places the organism in Eukaryota, Fungi, Basidiomycota, Agaricomycetes, Boletales, Suillaceae. The transcript has a single exon. The record is from RefSeq and is a predicted model, not a curated record. The annotation marks the transcript as partial.
GAACUGACGUGCUCUCAGCGCGGACUGCACGAUAUCGAGAACGAAAUGGUGUUUCCAAGCAACUCGGGCUUUGUUUUUUAUGAUUCACGCGGGUUUGAGUCAGGUGGUGAAUUGGAAUUCAUCAAGGUGAAGAAAUUUAUCACCAACCGUUCCAAGGAAACCAAAAUAACAAAUUGA